AACAGAAGCUCGUGGAGUGGAGUGGAGUGGAUUAGUACUCCUACAUUUACAUAUGCUAUAAAUUCAAGGCGUUAAAAAGCAAACGGCAUAGAGUGACAGAGAGGGGCAUAGAUAAUAAGCAGUAGAAGAGAGCUUUUGCAUAUCACUAGCCUUGCCUUCAAUGGCUUCCAUUCUUCCUAACUGUCAAUACCACUCUUCUGUCUCAUUAGACUCAGACUACAUCUUCCGCAACCAAUUCUGUGAGGAGUUUCCACCUCCUUUCGCAGCAGCCAAAAACAACAACAUUAAUGGUUGCGCCGCCACUGCACUGUGGGCCGACGACAACAAUGAUGCCUUACCCUUGUUUGAUAUGGAUAUGGUUCCACCGGAAUCCAACUUCUCAGACAUGGUUGUAGUACCUGUGUUGCCUCCUCCUCCUCCGGAGUUUAAUACGGGUUUACACUUGCGUGACAUUGCCAAUGCCACCGGAACUCUCAGCUUUCAAUUCCAGAUGGAGGAAUGCUGCAAUAAUAAUGGGUUUGUGCCAGUUUAUGGUGAUAAUAAUCGGGGUGAUUUUCAAGUUCCUCUAGUGCCAGCAUUAAUUGAAGAACAAGAAGAACCCACUAUGAAAGUUGGAAGGUAUUCAGUCGAAGAAAGAAAGAACAGAAUUCUCCGAUAUGUCAAGAAGAGAAAUCAAAGGAACUUCAACAAAACUAUCAAGUAUGCAUGUCGGAAGAUCCUAGCUGACAAGCGGGUUCGAGUUCGCGGAAGAUUCGCCAGAAACAAUGAACUAUUAUCUGAAGAAGAAGCCUCAGCAGUAAGAAAGAACAACGAUAAUAAUCCUCAGGAAAAUCAUGAUAGAGAAUUUGACAAGGACACUGUAAAGAUCAAACAUGACGGGGAGGAUUGGUUUCAAGAGGCUAUGGCGAGCCUCAUGUGUUUACCAUAUAUUUCAGGGUGAUAUAUGUACCGAACCAUUCUUAACUCAAAGAUUAAUUAUGUACAAGUAUAUAUAUAUGUAUAUAUAUAUAUCUUAACGAUCAAAGUGAAAUUUAAAUGUAAGUCGAAUGGUGAAAUAUGUAAUAUAAUUUUUUUUCUCUAUUUUAAAAUGUGCUCAUGUGACCUUUCCAUGAGCAUUUCCCGUCCACAUUUUUAACUAUAAAUGACGAGAAAAUC
Molecule: messenger RNA, 1155 nt
Organism: Camellia sinensis
Lineage: Eukaryota; Viridiplantae; Streptophyta; Magnoliopsida; Ericales; Theaceae
Biological process (GO): regulation of flower development
Cellular component (GO): nucleus
Molecular function (GO): DNA-binding transcription factor activity; protein binding
Source: RefSeq, a predicted model, not a curated record